AUGACACCGGUUGAACCCUUUCAUUCUAAUGGAGAGAAUUCCAGCGUCUUUUCAUCAACAGAAACAUUAGAAAAUCUCGGGACGAAGGAAAUAAACUUGAAAACUAAUGAUGAGCAACAAAAUGAAUUGUACAUCAUCAAUCCUCAACCAGGCAAUCGAUCUCGUAUCAAUAUUCGUACGGUUGAUUAUGAUACAGUACUUAUUUUGGCAGCCCGAGUAGGAUCUAUUUGGGAGUCUUCAAUAGAAAAUCAUGUCUCAUCAAGUCAACCUAAUGCAUCUCCAAGUACCAAUCAGACCAAAGCACGGGAACUGAUCGAAUAUCUUUUAAAAAAAAUAUCCACUGGUAACGCGGAAGCAAUUAAUGAACAUGACGAUGAAUAUCGAACAGCUCUUCAUCAUGCAAUUUUGCAUCGACGAUGGGAUUACAUGAAACGACUAAUUGAUUUUGGAGCGGAUGUUAAAGUUAAGACUACACUUAAUGCAACGGUUCUUCAUUUUGUUUGUUUUUCGGCUGAAGAUGAUAAAGAAUGCUGUGAAAUGUUAAAAUAUUUAUUUGAAAAUACAAAAUGCUCGGAUAGUCAAUUUGUUCUUCAGAAGAAUACCGAUAAUUUAACAGCUGUUUGUAUUGCCGCACAACGAUCUUUCGUGCAAACAGUUGAGGAGCUUCUCAAACAGUACGAAUGUUCACAAGAACUUAAUUCUUGCAGUAUUGAACUAGAAUAUGGCAUUCGUUCAAACAAUAAAAAGAUUUUUGAUACAAUUUAUCACAAACACGAAUCGUGCUCUUUCAAGGGAAAAGAUACAAAGAAAUAUUUACUACAUCUUGCUGCUAAAUUCAACAAUAAUCGAGAAGUUUACACUGCAGUGGAUGAUAAUGAUAAAGAUCAGCAACGCGAUAAUAUUUCACAUAAAAUAAGUACUGAAUAUAAUCCGAAUGCCUGGAAACAAUCAAAUAUUGAAGGUUACACCCCGUUGCACAUUGCAGCCCAUUAUGGCAACAAUGCAUUUAUUCAGCAUAUCAUUAACAACGUCAAGAAUUGGGAAGACUAUGUCCGUCAAUCAACGAAGAAUAGUAGAAAAAUGAAUGUAUUACAUAUUUGUGUUGAACAAAGCGGAUCGACAUUAUCACCUCCCGAAAACGAAAAGGAAAAAAGCACUGCGAUCGAUAGGAAUCGUAAAUAUUUGGAAAUUUGUGAAACUAUACUCGAACUCAAACUCGAACGCGAUCCUGAUUAUGUUGAGAAGUUACUUCAAGCAGGUGACGUUGAUAAAAAUACUCCACUUCAUCUUGCUGCUAGAAUGAAGAACGAAGAAAUUUUUGAACGUUUAUUAGACCACGGCAGAAAGCUGAAAUGUUCUAAUCUAGAGAGUGAGAAAGAAAAUUGUAUGUAUGGAAUAAUCGAACCACGGAAUCGGCUCGGACAAACACCAUUGUUUGAAUGUGCAAAAUAUAAUCGAAAGUCAUUUAUGGAAAAACUAUUAUUGCCAAGACAAGCUAAGCCGGGCGAAUGGAAACGAACACUUGAUCGAUUAAUAGAUGAAAAUCGACAGACAUGCUUACACAUAGCGUGUUAUAACGGUAAUCUGGAGAUUGUUCAAUAUCUUGUUACUGAGCAUCAAAUUUCAGUUGAUGUUUAUGGAGCUAAUCGACAGACUCCAUUGUAUGGAGCUUGCGAAGGGGGCUUUGUUGACGUUGUACAGUAUCUACUUGAUUAUACGCACGCCGAUCCAACAAUCAAAACAGCCAAAGGUUAUAAUUGUCUUGAUAUCGCCAUCGCAAGACACCAUCCUAAAAUUGUCAAACGUUUAUUGAAAUAUUCCGAAUGGCGUAUUUUAAUGAAAAGUGUUCAAUAUGAAGACAAUGGUGUAGCGAUUACGCCUAUGCGACGGUUGAUCAUAUCUAUGCCGGAAAUCGCCCAUGAACUUAUUGAUAAACAUUUUACAACAAUUACUGGAGAUGCUGAUCAACCGAAACAUUUAAUUAAAUAUGACUACACGUUUAUUGAUGAUCAUUACAAUAUUUGUGGUUGGCAAUUUGAUGACUAUGCUGACAAGUCCGGAUCAAAAUCUGGAAGGUGGAUUAAUUCUAUGUUAAAUAAAGUAAAUUUACCUGGGCAUCCUCAUCCAUAUUCACCAAUUGCAUACAAAAUACUUCGUAACCAUCCUUUGAUGCUGAUGUCACAAUGUAAUCAAGAAAAAUUAAUGUCACACCCAUUGUGUGUGGCAUUACGCAAAGCGAAAUUUCGGCGAUUUAGUGUCUGGGUGCUUACCUUAUUCUUUCUUAGCUAUAUUAUGUUUAUGGCUUUGUAUACUGUUGUUGUUCUUCAAAUAAUUCAUCCACAGUAUUACUAUGAUCUCUAUAAUUCAUCUGGAAAUACUUCAGGCCAAAACAUCGAGUGGGAUUAUGGAUUCAAUAGUGACGUCUGUCGACGAGUAGGAAUUUAUUUGAUUGAAUCAGGAAAUACUGAUGCACGAAAGACGACAAAUCAACAAAGAUAUAUAUUGACGCUCGAUGUUUUAUUAAUUUUAUUUGCGAUUAAAAAUGUACUUUUCAUAUUAGUUUCGUUCCCACGUUUUAUUCGUAAAAUGGCAUACUAUACAGAAGGGCUUGCUCUAAUAUUAGUAUACGUGUGUAUCAAAGACGGUGAUUCAUGGCAAAAAUCCCUGAACUUUCGAUGUCCAAUUCAAUGGGAACUGGGCUCAAUUGGUCUUCUAUUUUCUUGGCUAGUAUUGCUCUCAUAUAUGCGUUAUAUUCCUUGGAUGGAUAUCGGUCUAUAUGUUGUUAUGCUCGAAGUAAUUCUUUUAAAAUUUCUUCGAGCAAUACCUCUUUUAAUGGUACUUUUCUGUGGUUUUGGUUUCACUUAUUACAUGCUAUUACAAUAUGAAACUGUUUAUGCGACCCCAUUUGAAGCAUUGUUUCGCACAACAUUGAGUCUAUUCGAUUCAGGAUAUGAAAGUCGACUUUAUAAUCCGCCGACUGGUGUUAUGUACUAUCCUGUCAUUUAUUUCGUUUUCAUUCUUACCGAAAUUAUUCUAACUAUUCUUAUUACAAAUAUGUUGAUUGGACAAAUAUCAUGUUAA
Molecule: messenger RNA, 3081 nt
Organism: Adineta steineri
Lineage: Eukaryota; Metazoa; Rotifera; Eurotatoria; Adinetida; Adinetidae
Source: the annotation of a GenBank genome assembly